This is a messenger RNA of Hordeum vulgare subsp. vulgare (domesticated barley), 1028 nucleotides long. RefSeq lists its product as uncharacterized. The coding region runs from base 61 to 852 and encodes 263 amino acids. Lineage: Eukaryota; Viridiplantae; Streptophyta; Magnoliopsida; Poales; Poaceae. The record is from RefSeq and is a predicted model, not a curated record. The transcript has a single exon.
UACUGUUCUCAACUACUCCUAGUUAGUAAUGGUAUCCUUUUGUGAUGUUGCGCAGCAAUUAUGGCCAUGGGCUCCCGCUCCACUCCCGGCGCCAACUCUAAGCCGUUGCUCACUCCGCUCAACGGUCACCUCGCAGCCCCGCGCGCUCGGUAUUUAACCCUCACCCCGACACACGUCUCGCCAAAGAACAAACAAACGACGUUGCAACCAGUACCAGCAACAGCCAAACACACGGCCGACAGCUCCAGCUCCAGCUCGGUGCAACCGUGCAAGUGCAAUGGCGUCGAGCCCCGGCUCCAGCUCCAACCUGAGGAGCUCUCCUUGCUCGCCCUCGCCGCCGCCGCGCUCGGCCCGGCGCUGCUGCUCCGGCCCCGCCCGACGCCCUUCGGCUGGGCGCUCGUCUCCGUGCACGCCGCCACCCUGCUCUCGGCGCUCGCGUCCCUCCACGCCCACGCCGCUCGCCGCCGCCUCUGCUGCCACGCCCACGCGGUCGCCGCGCUCUGCGGCCACGCGCUCGCCGCGUGCGCCCUGCUCCUCCGCCGCGACCGCUGCCUCGCGCUCCUCGCGUCGGCCAGGGACCGGAGGGAGCAGGUCGCGCUGGUGCUCCUGGAGGCGGCGCUGCUGCUGGCCAUGUUCCUCGUGCAGGCCCUGGCGCUGGCGGUGGCCUGCGCCGUCGGCCGGCGGUGGGCGGGGGAGCACGAGGCGGUCGAGGCCGAGAAGGCCGCCGCGGUGACGAAGCGUGGGAGGAAGAUGAGGCGCGUGCAGCAGGCAGAGUCGGCGGAGGCCGGCGUGGGGGCGGUAACGUGGUGCUCCGGGGAAACACCAGAGGGGAGUGCUGAAAAGAAGAUGUAGGGGCUGUUUGGUUAGCAGACUAAGGUUGGCACGGCUAACCUUAGUGUUUGGUUCAUUGCGGCUUAUUAUCGGUUGUUACGUGACAAUGCAUAGUCCCGUGUUGUCUGAGCAAAUUUCGUCCCAAAACAGGCAGGUGAGAUAUAGAGAUAGUGGGAGAUUCCAACCCAUUUCAGUUU